Dama dama (fallow deer) is the source of this 792-nucleotide messenger RNA. It is a transcript of the gene CT47C1, whose product is annotated as cancer/testis antigen family 47 member C1. Lineage: Eukaryota; Metazoa; Chordata; Mammalia; Artiodactyla; Cervidae. Bases 1 to 792 code for a protein of 263 amino acids. The record is from RefSeq and is a predicted model, not a curated record. The transcript is spliced from 3 exons.
AUGUCCACCACGAGGGGUGGAGAUCCAGCCCCUGACGGGCAGGAAGGCCCAGCAGGCACGGCGGGGGUGCAGACCGGAACGGCCAGAGCCAGCGAAGGUGUGGACCGCAACUCCGGGCCUCGCAGGGGUGACGCCGUGCCUGAGGCUGGGGAGGGCGGAAUUGCCGGGGCCUCGGGAGGCCCAAGGGAGGUUGCCCUGGAGAGGGGGAGCCCUGAGGAGGACUCUGACAUCGGGCCGGCCGAGGAUGGGGAGGAGGAGCAGGCAGGGGGCCUGGACCUCAUAGUGGAUGCACGCCACUCCCCCAUGGCCGGCUUCCGCUUAACAUUCCUGGACUUGGUGCGCUCGUUGCUGAACGGCAUCUACUGCAACGACCUAGUCCAGCGUCAUGAAGGCCACGUGUCAGUCCGGCACCGGGCCCAGCAGCACUCGUCUGAUCAAGGCUCGGCCGAGGUGGCCGAGUUCUCUGAUCUCUGGGUGUCAUCGGAUGGACCGGGGGAGGGGCCGGCGGGGAAGGCCCCAGCCCAGGAGGUGGAGGAGGCAGAGGAAGCCGAGGAAGCUUCUUUAUGGGAGACAGCCACUGAGGAGUCUGAGGAGUCCAGCUUGUGGGAGAUGGCGCAGGAGCCGGCUGCCCCUGAGGAAAUAACUAAGUACCAGGAUGAGAACUCCGAAAAAGAGGCCCAAGACACUGAAAGUGAGGGGAAAGAAGAGAAGUAUAACAAAAAACAAGAAGAACCAGAAAAUAAUCUGGACCCAGCAAAGGACAGGCCCAGAAAGUCCAGUUUGGAAGACUAG